AUGGCCACCUUCAAGUCUCUGCUUAUAGCAUACGUCCUCGGCGGUUUGACCUUUAUACCGCUGGCCAUAGUGUCUGUGCUGGCGUUCAUAUUCUAUACCUCUCCCAUCGUCGACGACACCGCGAACGAACCGAAAUACAGCCCCAUCGUCGACAAGGACGAUGAUACAACCGCCCUCGAGGCCGCUAAGCGGUCGCACAAGAAAGACAACCGCGCGCACGAGAACGACCUCGACGUAGCCGCCGGCUUCUUCGCUGUGUGCAGAGAGUACACGCCUAUGGGGAUCAAUGCGAAGCCUAUUGAACGGUCAACACCCGUGGGAUCUACGACCGUGGCUCCUUCGAGUCCCAGUGUCUAUCAGACCAUGUACCGGAGCAUAUUCGAGAGGAAGCCCACACCAGGACCUCUAGACAACAACAGCAACAGUACGAGUCAACGGCCCAAGAAUGCGGGCAACGUUUUCUAUGUGGUUUUGAGACAUGGCCAUCUUAUGUUGUUUGACGACGAAGAACAGGUUGAAGUUCGACAUGUUGUUUCCCUGGCAUACCACGAAAUCAGUAUAUACUCAGGCGGUGAUGUCACUCCUGAAGGCGAACUCUUCAUCAAGCGAAAUGCGAUCCGACUGUCCCGAAAACAGGCUGGUACUGAACUCACUUCUGACAGCCCUGUUUCUAAACCUUUCUUCCUGUUCUCUGAAAACUGUUCAGCCAAAGAAGAUUUCUACUUUGCCCUGCUCAAAAACCAAGAGCAGAGUUUUGGGGUGGAUGGCCAAGUGCCGAAGCCAUUGCAUUUCGAUGUUAAGAAUAUCAUCUCGCUGGUCCAGAAGCUUCACUCUACGGAAGAGAACAUCCAUUCGAGAUGGCUGAAUGCAUUGCUUGGGAGAGUCUUCCUAGGUAUCAACCAGACGAAGGAUAUCGAGGCCUUCAUCCGUGAGAAGCUCACUAAAAAGAUCUCUCGCGUUAAGCGACCUUCAUUUCUUACUCAUAUUACCAUUAACGGAAUUGACACCGGCUCGGCAGCACCUUACUUUACGAACUUCAAACUCAAGGAUCUGACAGUUGAGGGAGAAUGUGUCGUUGAAGCCGACGUCAAAUACUCAGGAAAUGCUCGUAUUGAAAUCGCCGCCACGGCAAAGAUCGACCUCGGCGCUAGAUUUAAAGCACGGGAAGUCAACCUUGUCCUCGCAGCUGUUCUCAAGAGAGCUGAGGGUCAUAUGCUGUUCAAGAUCAAACCGCCACCGAGCAACCGAGUCUGGGUAACUUUUCAAAGCAUGCCCAAGAUGGAAAUGGAUAUCGAGCCCAUCGUUAGUGCGAGACAAAUCACUUAUACAGUCAUCCUUCGACAGAUUGAGAAUCGUAUCAAGGAAGUCAUUGCAGAAACAGUCGUAUUGCCAUUCUGGGACGAUAUGCCCUUCUUCAAGACGGAGCACAAGCAGUGGCGAGGCGGUAUCUUUGAAGGAGAUGACGCCACGGUUCCCACUAGUGAUGCUGAAAGUAUAGUUGCUGCAGCAGGAGAUGUGGCAGCUGUCAGCCAUCUUGAUGGAACCCCGGAUUUAACAGAGGAGACAAAACCUCUGGAAAAGAGCCAGACAGUCCCAGUCAUGGAAGCAACACCGCCGCCAACAGGUCUCUUUGGGCGCAGACUUAGCAGGACAGGCACCAACCCUCAGGCUUCUGCUUCUGCUUCUGCUUCAUCAACCAGUGUCGACUCUAAGGGACCGGGGGCAAGCCCAGUGUUGAAGCCCAAGAUCUCCAAGACGUCCCUACAGCCUAUCGUGGGUACUGAUGCCGCUCACGCUGAUAUUUUCAAGCCAUCGACAUCACCGCCUGAUCAUGCUACUAAUUACAUGGCGGCUUUGCACUCCCGCUCACACGACGCCUCCCCCAAACCCCCUCAGAUUUCAGAUGCGCCUUUGGAGUCAUCGUCUGCUUCCCAACGGUCAACCCGAUCUUCACGCUCUUCCUCAUCAGCAAACGAAGCCCUCAACAAUGACGUACCGGAAGACACUCAGAAGACCCCAGUUGCCAUAGGCCGCCGUAACACGACCUCGUCGACUGGUUCAUCUCACACCGAUGAAAGACCAGGUUCCUCUGCUGCCUCCUUGAAAGAGUCCAUCAAGAGCCAGACAGGGUCACUGGGAAGGAGUUUCUUUACACGCCGUGAGCAUCCAGAGGUCCCUGUUCAAGUAGAGGAGGAGGCGGACUUAAGUGAUGGUUCCCGAGAUCAUCAGAAUAAUCCAUUACAGAGACAGACUACGCUGGCGGCUGUUUCAAAUGCAGCAUUGCAAGCCAAACAAUGGGGCUGGAACGCUUAUCAACGACACAAGGAAGCACGCAGACAGGCAGAGCAAGCAAGCCAUCUUGAUCUCAGUCAGCCCAUGGGAAGAGGUCAACCACUACCUCCUCCAGGAACACCUCUCCCCAAGCCUACAAAUGGCAUGACGCGGAUAGCACCCCCGACGAGCGUUCCUACGAGGAAGCCAGUUCCUGGACACAAUUCAGUAGAGUCUCUUGAGACUCACCACGAAAAUCAUCCUGAGCAUGAGCAUGAGAAUGAGAAGCAUGGCGAACACCGUCCUCCCUUACCUUCUCGCGGACGGCGCAGACAGAGCCACGCACCUGAGCCGGACAAUGGACAGAAUGUAUUCGUCGUUGCCGCCCCAGAGGACUCUCAGCCUGCUACACCAUCGGGUGAUGAUCCUUCAAACCAUCAAGUGUGGGCUUCAAGUGAUGAGCAGACAGUGACAGACAGCGGAACAUCUCACCCUCCCUCGGUGAUCACCAACGAAUCCUCACUUGUGCAAGAAGAUGAAAAGUCAGCCAAUCCUAUAGAGGCAAAAUCUCUCCCUCCAGCAGCAGCAGCAGACGACGACGACGACUUUUCUGGAUGGAUGGAUAACGAACCGUUAGAUAUGGAAAUCAAUGACCCUGUACAGCCCACUGCACAGGAAGUCAAGUAA
Fusarium proliferatum ET1 is the source of this 2958-nucleotide messenger RNA. RefSeq lists its product as uncharacterized. Gene Ontology annotation, molecular function: lipid binding. The transcript has 2 exons. Bases 1 to 2958 code for a protein of 985 amino acids. Gene Ontology annotation, cellular component: endoplasmic reticulum; ERMES complex. The record is from RefSeq and is a predicted model, not a curated record. Lineage: Eukaryota; Fungi; Ascomycota; Sordariomycetes; Hypocreales; Nectriaceae. Gene Ontology annotation, biological process: phospholipid transport.